UGGGUACCAGACCAGUAGGAGGAGCUGUUGUGGGUGAGCCAGCCAGGCCUUCGAGCUCUUCGACUUAUUCAUCAAAAGUCAGUUGAACUCUGAAUGCCUUCAAGACUAGAGGCUGCGGAUUGGCUCUGCGAACGUGUCGAAGUUACUUUAUCGUCCAGCUGACUACCGAAAAGAGAAUCGAAAUGGCCAGAAUUCUCUUGGUAUGCGCCGCAGUUCUCCUGGCUGUGGCAUCUGCCUCCGCUUCUCUGAAGUGUCUCAAAUGCAGUGACUGCGAUAAAGAGCCGUCUACCUCUUCCAACUGCCUACCAGGAUUCGGUGUUUGCAUGAAAACCAAUGUAGGAGGUAAAAUAAGAAAGGGCUGUGCCCCGAGUGCUGUUUGCAAGCUGCAGGAUGUUGACAGGACGUCAAUCAAUCCCCUAAAGAGUCUCAAAACCAUCUUCAGUGACCAUGACUUCAAGAAGCUCUUCCACGACACUGUCCACGCCAAAGAUAAAGUCGUCCACUGCUGCGAAACCGACUUCUGCAACGGAUCAUCAGACAAGAGAGCCACCCUGAGUCUCCUGCUCAUACUGCCUUCCGUCUUGUACUUCUUCGGCUUCUGAAGGCGUUGUACUACCUGCCAGAGAGUCCAACACACUUCCAGAUAGUCUAACACACACACACAAGCACACUUUUACAGAUGAACUAACAGCUUCCAGCUACUUUUGCCUUGUAAUAUUAUAGCUGGCAAGAUAUUUUAUUCAACAAACCUCUGCCCGAGAGCGGUUGCCUCAAGGCUGCCCAGAAUUGGAAUGGCAGUUUUCACUUAAUUAGAUGAUGUUUGGGUGAAUAUGAUUGUUCCAAUAAUCUCAGCUGUAAGAUGUGUAUAUACAAGGACCAGAAGAUAUUUUUUAUCAUACCUUCAGCUUGUUUAAAAAUACAUUGUUCUUUUGGUUAUAUUCCCCAAAUACUGGUUACAUUGUCUUUUUUUUUCCAAAUACCGGUCAGUUCUAUGUUUACGUUUUAUACUCAGCGUGUUUACCCGUUUUUAUUCAGUUAUUCAGAGUAUAUCUCCUUAUUUAUCGGAAUGUUUCUUGUUUUAUAUUACUAUUGCAUAUAUAUACGUAUAUAUAAUAUAUAUAUAUAUAUAUCUAUAUAUAUAAUAUAUAUAUAUAUAUAAUUAUAUAUAUAUAUAUUUAUAUAUAUAUGGUUUGUAAUCGGAGGUGCUAAUUUGCAGUGUCAUAAGUUUGAUCUUGUCAAAGCAGUAGGCGUACCUGUGUUAAAUUCAUCUCAUUUUUAGCAUAACCAUUACCUCAAGAAGAUUAAUGAUGAAAACAAAAUCACUGUUUGGUAAAGUUUGAUUGUAUAUUGAGCUGGUAAAAGUAUGGAACCGGUAUUUCUUCACUUUCAGUAUGAUAUGCAAAUAUCAGCAAGCUGCUGCCGAACAUCAACCAUCGGGCAACCAUGUCCAUUUGAGUGUUGCCAUCUUUGGUAAAUUUAUUUGAUAUAGGAAUCGAGUACACUCACUGUAUUGCUUCAUUAGAUGUUGGUUUCAUGUGGUAAAGUGAUACUUUUGAAGGUUAGUGUAUGCUCGUUAGUAAAUAGCUGUUGAUGUGUUAGGGAUUUAGAAGAAAAAGUUGUCUUUAUUUUCAUGAUUUUCUAAUGACAUUGUAAUGAAUAACAAUGAUUUAUGAGAGAUAUGAUCCGAAAGUCUUCAUAUUGUCAGUAUUUUGUAAUAUUUACUGUAGCGAGGGGGAAAGAAUUUUCAAUUUUAUUUAAAUAAUAGUUUAUAAGCCAUUUUGAGUAAAAUUUAUAUUCUAACAUAUACGAAGAAGUAAUAAAUUUGUAUGAAAUGU
This is a messenger RNA of Macrobrachium nipponense, 1835 nucleotides long. RefSeq lists its product as uncharacterized. NCBI's taxonomy places the organism in Eukaryota, Metazoa, Arthropoda, Malacostraca, Decapoda, Palaemonidae. The transcript has 4 exons. Bases 183 to 602 code for a protein of 139 amino acids. The record is from RefSeq and is a predicted model, not a curated record.